This is a messenger RNA of Corythoichthys intestinalis (scribbled pipefish), 4905 nucleotides long. RefSeq names its product amyloid beta (A4) precursor protein-binding, family A, member 2b (gene apba2b). The record is from RefSeq and is a predicted model, not a curated record. Bases 174 to 2987 code for a protein of 937 amino acids. Gene Ontology annotation, molecular function: amyloid-beta binding; protein binding. The transcript is spliced from 14 exons. Gene Ontology annotation, biological process: chemical synaptic transmission. Lineage: Eukaryota; Metazoa; Chordata; Actinopteri; Syngnathiformes; Syngnathidae. Gene Ontology annotation, cellular component: cytoplasm; dendritic spine; plasma membrane.
UAUGCUGCUAUGCUGGUUUCGGGGCGCCGCGUCUGUCAGACUCUGUACGCUUUCUGUCGCUGAGACAAGCGGACGGAUGUUCGGCCUGCCAGCAGCACCAACUCACGCUGCUUUCGGAAGGAGCUGCUUUCUCCCGCGCGUCACCAUCAUCCAGGAGUAAACCAUAACAAUGAAUGGCGUGUAAACAACCAAGCAUGGCUCAAAGGAAGAGGCCAGGAAACCACAGUGUGGCUCCACCAGUCACCACCUCCUGUCCAACAGCUCACCAUACGGAGUCAUGUGAUGUGAAAGCCAUCCAUCCUAGACCGCGGCCAGUCCGCUACCCCAAAGAAUCACAUGUGCCAAAGCCCCUCCCCCGGACCUGUAAGGCACAUUACUCCUCUCAGAAGCAUGAAGAUGUAGUUUCGAGCUGUCCAGAGGUGGAUGCAGAUGCAGAUGUUGAACUAAAGCGAUUUAACAAUCAGCCAGAUGUAGAACUAGAGGAGCAGAGACCCACAACACCCUCAACGCCUGAACAUGAGCAAGUUAACCACAACCAGACAGACUUCCACGAUGGAGCUGACAGCCUGGAUGAUGACUCUUGCUCUGACUACAUAAACAACACUUCGGAGGAUGAGGAAGACUAUGAUGACGGACUGGCAGAAGAGGAUGAAGGUGUUACUUAUUACAUCCGGUAUUGCCCUGAAGAUGAGAGCUACAUGGAAGGUAUGGACUGCAGCAGCCAGGGAGACUGCAAACACAGUCACGAGCGUGCCUGUAUUAUGCAGCCAGGUGAAGGCCACCCCGAGUGCCAGGAGGCAGUUGAAGGGUGGACUGAAGAGAGGGACGCAGAGGUAGAUGAAAGAGAGGAGGAAUGGGUGGAAGAUGAAGAGGAAGGAAGUGUAGCUAAGGAAGAGUGGAAAGAGGAGGAGGAGGGCAUGAGUGAGGCAUGGAGGGAAGGAGAUGAAGAGGGUGCCGAGGAGUGGAGGGAGGAGGGCCCAGGCCAACAAGAGCAGUGGACUGGUAGUGAAAGGCACAGAGUAGAGGAAUGGACUGAGGACGGGGGUGAGGUACGCUGUGAAGUGGUGGAGCAAGAUCCAGAUGAACAGAUAUACAAUGGACGACCAGAACCAAUCUUGGACCAUAACCAUCACAAUCACCACCACCAACAACCUGCCACGCAGGAAGCCCUGCACAUUUGCCGGCCUGAUGUGGAGGAUGAGGACGAUGAUGCAGAAAGUGAAGAGUACUGCCCAAAUGAGGAAGGAGAUGAGGAAGGAGAUGAACAUGAAAGACAUGAAAGGGCCUACAGUGGAGGCUACUAUCCCCCAGAGGACAAUGGCAACUCUGUGCACGUCUCUCCCUUCCGUGGCCGUAAGAUGCUAGUGGUCGAGGGGGAAACUGGUGAGGAAGCGGAGGAGGACAUUGACCAAAUAGUUGCGGAGAUCAAGAUGAGUAUGAGCAUGGGGAGCCUAAGUAGUAGUACUGACCAAAGUCCAGAAGAACUGGCGCAGGACCCGCCCACAGGUGACUACCUACGAGCCAAGCCCAACACAGCCAUCUAUCCGCAAGCUCACCACCGCCAUGACAGCAGACCCAAGUCCCUCAACCUGCCUUCUGUGCAUCAUAACAACCCAGACCUCCAGAGGGGCCUCAAGAUCCAACCGCAUUCUCCAGAAGAUCGACAAAGAUGGCAACAAGAACAGGUAAACAAUGGCGCAGAGCAGCCCAGAAAACAGCAGCGCUCUGACCUAAACGUUCCCCUGGAGAACAACAACGUACCAGACACUACCAAAAAAGUUGCAUCGUUCCCCAGCUUUGUUGAUGUCCCAGGACCCUGCGAGCCAGAAGAUCUGAUUGAUGGAAUCAUCUUUGCUGCUAACUACCUGGGUUCCACUCAACUGCUUUCAGAGAGGAACCCUUCCAAGAACAUACGCAUGAUGCAAGCCCAGGAGGCAGUCAGCAGGGUUAAGAGGGUACAGAAGGCUGCCAAAAUCAAGAAAAAAGCGAGCCAAGACGGAGAUGCUCAAACCCUCACCGAAGUUGAUUUAUUCAUCUCCACUCAGAGGAUCAAAGUCCUCAAUGCAGACUCACAGGAAACGAUGAUGGACAAUGCAUUGAGGACCAUAUCCUAUAUUGCUGAUAUUGGAAACAUUGUGGUACUAAUGGCAAGACGUCGAAUGUCACGCACAGCUUCCCAAGACUGCAUCGAAACUACACCUGGAGCACCUGAAGCCAAGAAGCAGUACAAGAUGAUAUGCCAUGUCUUUGAGUCUGAAGAUGCCCAGCUCAUCGCUCAGUCUAUCGGUCAGGCUUUCAGUGUAGCUUAUCAGGAAUUCUUGAGAGCUAAUGGAAUUAACCCAGAGGACCUUAGCCAAAAGGAGUACAGUGACAUCAUCAACACACAGGAGAUGUACAAUGAUGACCUCAUCCAUUUCUCCAACUCUGAAAACUGCAAAGAGCUGCAACUGGAGAAGAGCAAAGGCGAGAUCCUGGGCGUGGUGAUCGUGGAGUCUGGGUGGGGCUCCAUCCUGCCCACAGUCAUCUUAGCCAACAUGAUGAAUGGCGCUCCGGCGGCACGCUCUGGCAAGCUCAGCAUCGGAGACCAGAUCAUGUCCAUCAAUAACACGAGUCUUGUUGGGCUGCCACUCGCAACUUGUCAGGGAAUCAUUAAGGGCUUAAAGAAUCAGGUUCAGGUGAAAAUGAACAUAGUCAGCUGCCCUCCUGUUACCACUGUCCUCAUCAAGAGACCCGACCUCAAAUACCAGCUGGGAUUCAGUGUGCAAAAUGGCAUUAUUUGCAGUCUAAUGCGGGGAGGGAUUGCAGAACGAGGGGGUGUCCGAGUGGGCCACCGGAUCAUCGAGAUAAAUGGGCAGAGUGUCGUAGCCACAGCACAUGAGAAGAUCGUCCAGGCUCUGUCAAACUCUGUUGGCGAGAUUCACAUGAAGACGAUGCCUGCAGCUAUGUUCCGACUCCUGACAGGCCAGGAGACACCAAUGUACAUAUAAAGUGAUGACGUGAACUUUCAGCUGCUUGCCUAUAAAUGGAAAAAAAAAAAAAAAAAAAAAAAACUAGUAUUCUUGAAACCAAUAGGUCAAUUCAAUCCUCCAUCCUGUCUUAUAUGACAAUUACCACAACCACUUUGUUGAUUUGGUUCUCAUCUGAAGAGCAGAACAAACUGUUAAUGUUUUUUUGUUUAUUUGGGGUUAUUUCUGUGCUUGUCUCCCUCCAAUGACUUGGAUGGACUCAUGGAGUGAAUGCUUCAUGUUUGGUGUCAUAUUCCUGACAAAAUGCAAUAUAUUUGACUAUACGUCUUGUAUAGAUUUAUUUUCAGCUGAAUAUUUAUUUCUCACUUUGUGACAUACAGCAGGUGAUACAAGAAUCUUUGGUGUAAAUAUUGAAAUGUGCUGGUAAGUGAAAUGCAGACAAUUAAGGUGAGAAAAUCAGUUGCAGCAUAUGUGAUUAUUACCAGUUAAAGCAAAGAUGUUUGUUAAGAAAAAGGGAUGCUAAGUUAUUAUUGCACUGUAUGUGAAUGAAACUGGCGUGUGCUUUCAGGGUUUAGGGGAUAAAUGCCAAAUGCAGUCAUAUGUUUGGAGACUUUUCACCAUUCAGUUGAAUGAGAGUCUCAAAACUUUUGACCAAGGGUGUACAGCAAAUGGGUUUACCUUUAUGGCAAUACACACUUAAGGCUGAAUACUUUUCUAUAUAUCAUGUAAAAACAAGAAUCCAAUUAAAUAACAAUACUAGCAACAUGCAUCAAUUAUGCUUUUGAUAUAUUGUCUGCUUCCUGUCGUGUAUGUUGAUCUUUGGUGUUCCUGACAGAAACUCAUGCAAACAAUGAGUGGACUGUGAAUGUAAUGUGUCAUGUGAGCUGUCCCAUUGCCCUACCAAGUAUUAGAAUGUCUGUACAUAAAAAGAAAUGUGUCUACUAUUGUGCUCAUCAAAACAGAGAACAGUGUAACACCACAGUUUAGUCACUGCAAAUAUCGUUCCCACUUGAAUGUUGGCUCUGAAUCCUGGGAAGGAAAGACCAAACUGUGAAUCAUACUGUGACAGUAAAAGCCUUGCAACAGAGUAAACCUUUUAACAAUGCACUGUCGGAUUUCCAUUUAUCCCCAUGAACAUUAUCGGUGUGCAUGCCUCGUAAUGUAGUAUCAUGUCAUUGUGGCAAGAUAAUAAAAUCCGAGCUAAACGUGACUGGUUGUGUGGGAUUGGGUUACAAAAUAAAGUGUGGUACAUUUGGUUCAUUAAAAUCUGUGUGGAGUUUGCAUGUGUUUUCUCUGCCUGUCAGUUCUAUGACUUCCUCCCACGUCGACUCUAAAUUGAGUGUGACGAGUUCUUGGUCCCAUUCUCUGCUCUGGGUGUAGUUUGUAAUUUAUUCAUAUUUCCUCCCCCUUUCCAAUAUACAAGACCAACCUUUAGGCUCAUUAAAUAUUUUAAAUUGCCCAUGGCUUGAAUGUGAGUGUGAAUGGUUAUUUUUCUGUAUGUGAUUUAUUUAUUGUGUAUGGAAUGCACUGAUCCACAAUUUUUCACAACAGAUCUGAUUUGGAUUCCUGAAUCGCGGGAUAUCUGCCGAUACCGAUACCAGAGCUGUUUCAUAGGAUUAUUAUUCUAAUUAUUUUUGUGGAUUUUAUAUGACCCUUUCACUGUUUCAUGCUUGAAUUAUGAUUUUUUUUCUCUACUGCAUAGUGGUCACUACAGUAGACAGCUGCUGAAAUGUACCUUUCUCUUUGAUGCAUCAGUUUAACUGCCUAGCAAUCUCAAGAGUGCGCUCUGCUGCUACACUCAAUUGAGGUCAAUUGGUGUAACUGCAAGUUUAUAUCCUCUGAAUCCAAUAUAUACACUGCUUCCUAUGUCGACUACAACUGGCAUAUCCUGUCUAUACAGUACUUCUAUCCCCGAAGGGCCACAGUGGUUAAAAACAAA